This is a messenger RNA of Maylandia zebra (zebra mbuna), 2939 nucleotides long. RefSeq names its product intermediate filament family orphan 1a (gene iffo1a). Lineage: Eukaryota; Metazoa; Chordata; Actinopteri; Cichliformes; Cichlidae. The record is from RefSeq and is a predicted model, not a curated record.
CACUCGCUUGUUUAUUCCUGGUCUGUGUCGCACCGCUGAUUCACUGACUUCGCCUGAUUACCUGGAGCCACAGUCGGCGUUUACACCUCGGACUGUAGCGCACAGCUCCUCCGCAUAAAGAGGGUCAUCGGGUGUAAUCGAGAAGAGGCUGCUGGGCCAAGUUCCACUUUGGGAUCAUAAAUAUAUUAAAUUGCCUCUCCGAGUGAAUCUAUAAAAGUCUGGGUUCAUGCCGGAUUUCGAGCACUUCAGAUUUUCCUACUCUAGUAUGAAUCCGGUCCUGGAGGAGAGCGGUUUCCUGGCACCGCAGCAGCAACAUCCCCAAAUGCCGAGCCAAACAGAUUCCGCCAUCCCAGACCCGGGCUACUUCCUGGGGGACCACGGCAGGUUCGGGCUUGAUGGGUUGUCCGGGCUGGACCUGGGCGCUCUGCCACCGUCGGGCCUCGCCUACCUGCACCUGAGCAGCCCCUUGCACCGCGUCCCCCCGGCGGCCACGGCUCUGCGCAACGACCUGGGCUCCAACAUCAGCGUGCUGAAGACCCUGAACCUGCGCUUCCGCUGCUUUCUGGCCAAAGUGCACGAGCUGGAGCGCAGGAACAAGGUGCUGGAGAAGCAGCUGCAGCAGGCUUUGGAGGGCAACAGCGGGGGCGAUGGACACCAGAAGCCCCUCACCAAAGACAUAGGAGUCCAGACCGGAUUCAUCGGGCCUAUCCCUCCAAGGCCGGGUUUCAUCCCGCUCCUCAACGCCAACAAUUCUGCCUACCUGCCCGGAGGCCUCCUUUCCCCCACCUUGAACCCCCCUCCUCUGUUUGACAACAAAUACCUGAGCACGGAUUCAAACUCCAACCUCACCACCUCCGGCUUCUCCAUCAGCCCGGCUCUGAGUCCCAUGGACCCAACCAAAACCAUCACCAACAUCAACGAGAAGUACUCCACCCACACCGGGACAAACACCUCCAACGCUCCCCCACCUCCCCCUCCUCCGCCACCUCGCUUCCUCCCCGGGACGAUCUGGUCUUUCAACCACACCCGCCGCUUUGGCACCGGGAGGGAGUCGUGCGUCACGGGGCCCGGGGUCUCCUGGACGCACCCGGACGGCGUUGGAGUCCAGAUCGACACCAUCACGCCGGAGAUCAGGGCUCUGUACAACGUGCUGGCUAAAGUGAAGAGAGAAAGGGAUGAAUAUAAAAGGAGAUGGGAGGAAGAGUACACAGCCAGAAUGGACCUGCAGGAGAAGGUGGCUGAACUCGAGGAGGACCUGCAGGAGAGCGAGGUGUGUCAGGACGAGCUGGCUCUGAGGGUGAAGCGGCUGAAAGAGGAGCUCGUUCUCUUCAAAGGACUCGUCAGCAACAACCUGUCAGAUCUGGACACUAAAAUCCAGGAAAAGGCCAUGAAGGUGGACAUGGAUAUCUGCCGCCGGAUUGACAUCACCGCCCGCCUCUGUGACGUUGCCCAGCAGAGGAACUGCGAGGACAUGAAUCACAUCUUCCAGGUAGAUCCACGGCCACAAAAUGUCCUGAACCACAGUCUGCUGCAACUUUCAAACCAACCCGUCUCCACGCAGCAGGUGCCCACGCCGCCCUCCACUUUGAGCCGCCGGGUCAGAAAACACAGCGGGCAGUCAUUGAAGGGCGGGGACGGAGACGAGCUCAGCGUGUCGGAGAGCGAGGGAGGUGGGGCCAAAAGCGAGGAUUCAUGCAGCACGUCGGCCAAUCAGAUUAAUGAGCAGAUGCAGAAGAUGCUGAACCAGCUGAGGGAGUGUGAGUUUGAGGAUGACUGUGACAGUCUGGCCUGGGAGGAAACUGAAGAAACUCUUCUCCUGUGGGAAGAUUUUCCAGGAUACACACUAGGAGUGGAACCACAAGGAGAGGAGGAGUCCAUUGAGGAAGUGAUCAAAGACACGGAGUCUCUGUUCAAAUCCAGAGAGAAGGAAUACCAGGAGACCAUCGACCAGAUCGAGCUGGAACUGGCCACAGCGAAGAGCGACAUGAACCGCCACCUGCACGAGUACAUGGAGAUGUGUUCAAUGAAGAGAGGCCUGGAUGUCCAGAUGGAGACCUGCAGGAGGCUCAUCACACAGAGUGGAGACAGGAAGUCCACCUCGCUCAUCUCGCUGACGGUGGAUGACUCUGACAGCGAGGAGAAGGACAGGAAGAAGCCGGCGCUCCCCGCCGACUCUGAGAUCAGCGACUCCUGCUGCGGCGUCAACGCCGCCAUCCCACCUCUGACCUGGAGGAAACCCUAAUACACGCUUCCUCUGAGGAAGAACAAUGCAGAGCUUCCACACGUCUAAAAUCAUGUCUCUGUGAUUUCUGUCACAUUUUAAGUCUCCAGUGUGAUUUUUACUGAUCGUAAAGUCAGGCCAACAUGGCAGCCGGAGAUUCAGAGCCAAGCGUGGAGGUUUUUACUGCUUUGAGGAAGAAGAGCUUCUCCUUACUGAUGAACCUGUAGUUUCUUUGCAAUAUUAGUUAUAGUAUAUGAAGUCAUUUUAAUUAAAAAAGCAGCAAUAGUAAUAGAGUGUGCGAGUGCUGCCCUCACAUGGUUACCAGCUGUAACUGCACAUCUGGAGGUCAAAACUUUACCGCACUUUAAAGAAAAGAUGAGAUGCCUGUGAGCUACAUUAUUGUAUUUGCACACCGAGCUCACCAAAACCGUUGUUUGUAAAAUGUCUCUAACGCUGCAGGAUUAAAAGGACGCACAUACAGGCUGUAAUGCAGAAAGAAAGCAGUUUGCACAGCUCACUGUUCCAGCUCCAUAUUAAAGUGCAGUGGUUUUAUAUUACACUGACAUUAGCAGCAGCUUCAAAAUGUUAAAGCUCACGUUUAAUUUGAUUCUUUCUAACUGUAGUCAAGACAAAAAUCCAGUGAAAGACCAGCUCGCCUUAAACCGAUUUCCAGGACUUUUUUUGGUGUGGGGGCAUUUUGAAGGUUUAACCUUCACAA